ACUUGAAGUUGUCUUGUUUUUAAUCGAAAGCCAUGAAGCUUUUCCUAUUCAGUUUCCUUCUAUUCUAUACUUCUAUACCCAUCAAUGCCAGAAUAUUCGAUCGUUGCUCAUUGGCGCGGGAAUUGUCACGCUUAGGUGUAGCUCGUGGCAACAUUCCCGCUUGGGUCUGUAUCGCUCAGUAUGAGAGUACUUUCAACUCGGCGGCUAUUGGACCACCCAAUUCAGAUGGUUCCCGCGAUUGGGGUAUCUUUCAAAUAAACGAUCGUUUCUGGUGCGAUCCUCAAGAUGGACGCCAAUCCUCAAAUGCGUGUCGUACACCAUGCCGAUCUCUUACAACAGAUGACAUCACUGCAUCGGUUCGUUGCGCAGGGCAAGUACAAAGUGCUCAAGGUUUUGGAGCCUGGACGGUGUGGAACAACCAGUGUCGCGGUGGAGCAGCUUUACCUAAUAUUAAUGACUGUUUGUAAAAAGUUGAACUGCGAGUUGAAAUGAUUUAAUUUGGAAAUAAUUGAAAAAAAAUUAAACUGCAAAAAAUUUAUAAAUAUG
Anastrepha ludens (Mexican fruit fly) is the source of this 546-nucleotide messenger RNA. RefSeq names its product lysozyme P-like. The transcript has a single exon. Bases 33 to 467 code for a protein of 144 amino acids. Lineage: Eukaryota; Metazoa; Arthropoda; Insecta; Diptera; Tephritidae. The record is from RefSeq and is a predicted model, not a curated record. Gene Ontology annotation, molecular function: lysozyme activity.